This is a messenger RNA of Salarias fasciatus (jewelled blenny), 1985 nucleotides long. Its product is annotated as xylose isomerase-like. NCBI's taxonomy places the organism in Eukaryota, Metazoa, Chordata, Actinopteri, Blenniiformes, Blenniidae. The coding region runs from base 89 to 1408 and encodes 439 amino acids. Gene Ontology annotation, biological process: carbohydrate metabolic process. The record is from RefSeq and is a predicted model, not a curated record. Gene Ontology annotation, molecular function: xylose isomerase activity. The transcript has 14 exons.
CUGCUGGGGGAACUGCAGACACCGUCCAGCAGCAGUAGGGAGGACGUGGUCCUGAGCUUCUGUCCCGUUUCACGUUGUGAUCCAGAAAAUGGCAGCGCGGGAGCAAUUCUUUGCAGGGAUUCCCAAAAUCCAGUAUGUGCCAGGAGCUGGGCCCACAGAUGUCAUGUGCUUCAAACACUACAAUGCAGAAGAGAUUCUGAUGGGACGGACGAUGGAGGACUGGCUGAGGUUCUCCGUCUGCUACUGGCACUCCUUCUGUGGCACCGGUGCGGACCCAUUUGGCUUCCCCACUCUGCACCGGCGCUGGAAUGAAGGAGCCCCAAUGGAAUCGGCUAAGAAGCGACUCUAUGCAGCUUUUGAGUUUUUCACCAAGCUUGGCGUGAAGUAUUACACUUUCCACGACAGAGACAUGUCUCCAGAGGGGGCCACGCUGGAGGAGACCAACAGGAACCUGGAUGAAAUGACAGACUUGGCUCUGCAGCUGCAGAACGAGACGGGAGUCAAGGUGCUGUGGGUCACCUGCAACCUCUUCGCCCACCCAAGGUACAUGAAUGGUGCAGCCACCAACCCAGACUGCCACGUUCUGGCCUAUGCCGGCGCUCAGCUGAAGAAGGGUCUGGAUAUCGCCAAGAAACUCGGGGCUGAAAACUUCGUGUUCUGGGGAGGACGAGAAGGUUUCCUCUCCAUCCUCAACACGGACGUAGCAGCAGAACUGAAGCACAUGGCCACCUUUUUCAGAAUGGCCGUCAAGUAUAAAGAGAAGAUUGGGUUGAAGUGUCAGUUCCUCAUUGAGCCCAAACCAAAGGAGCCCUGUAAACAUCAGUACGAUUAUGAUGCAAUGAGUGUGAUAGGAUUCCUGAAGCAUUAUGGUCUGGAGAACCACUUCAAGCUGAACAUUGAGCCCAACCACACCACUCUGGCAGGACACUCCUACGAGCAUGACGUGGUCGUGGCGUCAGCUCUGGGCAUGCUGGGCUCGGUAGACUCCAACACCGGCUCUCCUGACCUGGGCUGGGACACGGAUCAGUUCCCCAUGGAUGUCAGGAACACCACCCUGGUCAUGAAGGUAAUUAUUGAACAAGGCGGCCUGCAGCCUGGGGGCCUCAACUUUGAUGCCAAGGUGCGGAGAGAGUCCACCGAACUGGAGGACCUGUUCAUCGCUCACAUCGGAGCCAUGGACGCCUUUGCCCGGGGGCUCCGAAAUGCAGUCCGCAUGAUUGAGGAGGGGGUCAUCUCUGGCAUGGUGAAGGAGCGAUACUCGAGCUUCAGUCACGGCCUCGGUCAGAAGGUGGAAGACGGUUCUGCCACCUUAGAGGACAUGGAGGCUUUCAUCAAGCAGAACGGUGAGCCGAGAGUAACUUCAGGAAAGCAAGAAAAAUACGAAUCUAUCUUUAAUCACUACAUAUAACCAACACAUUAGGUCUGUAUCAGGAUCAGACUUCAGGCCUCCAUGUAGCAGAUCACACUGAGAAAAAUCGAAGAUUAUUGUAUUCCUGUUGGGUUCAAUACAUGUAACAUAAAAGUGUAAACUGAUACACUCGUAAGAUGAAGAAACCUGUGCUAGUAUCCAUUUGUACUGUUGCUAACAUUUACAUAUGUGUGUUAUCUGAUGAACAGAAAUUAUGUGUACUCACAGUGUUUACGUUAGUCUACAGAUCUCAGUGUCUGAGCAAUUAAAUCUGAUUAAUACACAGCUGGACUGUUUGUGUUUCUUAAGUAAAUAUUCUGUUUGCACCUUUUCAGUAUUUACUUGUACAAAUAUGAGGAAACAACUAUUUACAAAGCCGCAUGGUGGAGCAGUGGUUACUGCUCUUGCUUAGUGGGAAGGUCUGAUUUCAAAUACCUGCUGGGCCUUUCUGUGAGCACUUGCAUGUUCUCCCUGUAUGUGCAUGUAUUUACUCUGGUUUCCCUCCACAGACUAUAAAUGUACCUGACUUUAAUUGGAGAUGUUUUUUCUUUUCUUCAUAUUCAUAUAUUGACAUUAG